AUGAACAUCUUUGAUUCUUCACUGAUAGUGAUCCCUCUGCCCUGUCCCACUUGUCUUCAAUCAAAGUUUGCAUCAUUCAGUGCCUGUUGUGAUUCAAGCAAGUCCUUUGGAGAAAUUCUUCCCAGUAAAGGACCAACAAAAAUGGGAAGACCGAAAGAUCAAAUGUUUUGGGAGCAUGUUGAGGGGAUAGAAGCAGCUUUUGAAGCAAUCCAAAGAGCAAACAAAAGACGUAAAACCAUGAGGAGUUCAAGCAUCAAUGAGGUGUACAAUCCAAUUUCAAAGCAACAAAAUCACGAAGUGGAAGACGAAGAAAGGAUGCAAAUGGAAGUUCAGGUCAUUGAACAAGUAGUGAGGGAAGCUGGAACUUGUUUUCUUUUUGAAAUGGAAGAUAAUGUAGAGAACCAUGUUGGACAAUCUGUGCAAUUUGUUGAGACCAAAGGAGAGAAGUUGUUGACAACAAAGUUAAAGGGCGAGGCGUUUGAAACACAUAUAAAGGAGAUCUGUUCUUGUUUAAGGGAUGCUGAUAAUGUCUCAAAGGUUGGCAUUUAUGGGAUGGGGGGAGUCGGUAAAACUGAAUUAGCGAAACAUGUUAAUAAUGAACUUUUAAGAACUCCCAGCCCAUUUCAUCAUGUUUAUUGGGUUACUGUGUCCCCAGACUUUAGCAUCCAUAAAUUGCAAGACACCAUUGCAAGAAUGGUGGAUCUAGACCUUUCAAGUGUGGAUGAUAAGCAUAUAAGAGCAGCCAGAUUAUUCGAGGUGUUGAAGGAUAAAAAUUUUGUUUUAAUUUUGGAUGAUAUGUGGAAUUAUAUUCCCCUUGAAAUGGUAGGAAUUCCAGAUAACGUGAAAAGUUGCAAGUUGGUUCUUACAACUCGAUCUUUAAAUAUGUGUCGAAAGAUGGAUUGCCAGAAGAAUAUCAAAGUAAAGCUUCUUUCAUUAAAAGCAAGUCGGGAGCUAUUUUUCCAGGAUUUGGGGUAUCAAAUAGUGCCUAGUCUAGAAAAGAUUGCAGAGUCCAUACUAUUAGAAUGCGAGGGCUUGCCACUUGGGAUUAAAGUAAUGGCAAGAAACAUGAAGCAAGUGGAUGACAUACAUGAAUGGAGUAAUGCAUUGGACAAAUUAAGAAGAUCAAUACCAGAGCAAGAGAAUUUGGAGAUAUUCAACGAAUUGAAACGUAGCUAUGAUUAUUUGAAUGAUCCAACUUUACAACAGUGUUUCUUAUAUUUGGCAUUAUAUCAAGGACUUUGGGAUUAUGAAAGAGAAGAAAUGAUCGAGUUUUUGAUUGAUGUGGAAGUAAUAGAAGGAGAAAGCAGGAGAGAAGAAUUCAAUGAGGGCCAUACCAUGCUCGACAAACUUCUAAAUCUUUGCUUGUUAGAAGAAGAAGAAGAAGAAGAUACUUACACAGUGAGGAUGCAUAACUUGCUUAAAAAUAUGGCCAUCCAAAUAAUGAAUGCAGAUGCACGAGUAAUUGUUAAAAAUGAUGAAGAGUUAUCUGAAAUGCCAGAGUGGGGAAACUGGUCAAAAGAUCUCGUCAGAAUUUCACUGAGCGGUAAUGAUAUACAUAAGAUUCCUUCUGGUCAUUCACCCAGCUGUCCUAAUCUUUCAACUGCCUUGUUGGGUAAAAAUAGGAAUUUGAGCUUGAUUGGAUAUUCUUUCUUCAAGCAAUUGCAUAGUCUCAAGAUGCUUGAUCUUUCUUGGACUGCUAUUGAAAAAUUGCCAACAUCGAUCUCUCAUUUGGUGAAUCUAAGCGCAUUAUUACUUAGAGGGUGUGAAAAAUUAAGGCAUGUGCCGUCACUAGCAGCACUUUGGGCAUUGAAGAAGUUGGAUCUCUAUGGUUCUGGAGUGGAAAAAGUGCCUAAAGGAAUAAAAUUGUUGUCCAAUCUCAGGUAUUUGGAUCUUCGUGGCACAAGAAUAGAGGAGUUGCAAGCAGGGAUAUUACCAAAGCUUUCCCAAUUGCGAUUCCUCCGCCUUGGCUUUUCCUUCACAGUUGAAGGAAAGGAAGUAGCAUCGCUGAGAAAGUUGGAAGAAUUGCAAUGCCGUUUCUAUGGUGUUGGUGAGUUGAACACCUUCGUGACUUGUAAACCUUCAACCGGUCAAACACGAUAUAGACUUCUUGCAGAACAAAGCGAAGACAUGGAAAGCGAUAUCAGCGAAGGAGGCAAUGCUCUAUCUCUCCCAACAGACGUCAAAUAUCUGAUCUUUUAUUCUUGCAAUAUUGAAAGCGGCAGCGUAUGUUUAGAAAAUGCAAUUGAACUGAAGUGCUUUGACAUUGAUGAUUGUGAGGGUCUAGAGUGUUUGUUUUCAUUGUCCUCCCAUUCUGUGCUUAAAAGCCUUGAGAUUAUACGCAUUGGCAAUUUGAAGGAUCUAUAUUUCCUGUUUGGUGAAGGAUGGAGGACGUUCAACGGGGAUAUUCCAUUAACAGUACCAUUAUCACCACCGCAUGUUACCUUUUCCCUUCUCAAAGAAUUUGAAAUAUGGAAUUGUCCAAGUAUGAAGAAGCUGUUCCCUCAGAGCUUGAUGUCAGACCUUCAAAAUCUGGAAGAGAUUUCUGUAAGAAAUUGUGUUAACAUGGAGGAGUUGAUAGCAUUGGAAGAAGGACAAGAAAGCUACAACAGCAAUAAUGGCAAUAGUUUCAUCUUUACUCUCCCGAAAUUAAGGAUGGCUAAACUGUUUGAUUUGCCAGAACUGAAGAGCAUAUGUAGUGGAGAAAUAGUCUGCGAUUCUCUCGAAACAAUUAAAGUAUGGAAUUGUCUAAAGCUUGAGAGGAUAGCUCUUUCUCUUUUCUUGCGUGACCAUAGCCAGCUGUCCCCUCUCCCUUCUCUCCAAGCUAUCAGCAUUUAUCCCAGAGAAUCGUGGGAGUUGAUUGAGUUUGACCAUCCUGACGCCAAGAAUGUCCUCUUACCCCUUUGCCACUUCUCUUGGUGCGAACAAAUUUUAUUUGAUGACGACAUCGGAGAUCACUUACUCCAACAAGGAUGGCCAGGAAGCCACUGUCUACAUUGA
Molecule: messenger RNA, 2997 nt
Organism: Hevea brasiliensis (rubber tree)
Lineage: Eukaryota; Viridiplantae; Streptophyta; Magnoliopsida; Malpighiales; Euphorbiaceae
Product: probable disease resistance protein At4g27220
Exons: 4
Coding region: 1-2997 (998 amino acids)
Molecular function (GO): ADP binding
Source: RefSeq, a predicted model, not a curated record